GCUAUCGCCUCGUGCCGACGCGCCGACGACGUCGACGCGCCAUGAGGCGCUUCCUCGCGUUCGCGCUCGCGGGCACGGCUCACGCCCUGCCCUCGCCAGCGCGCGCCCGCGUCGAAAAUGGCCCUCGUCCUCGACCGGCUCCGGAGAGGUACCGCGGCCGGUCUCGCGACGCUCAACACGCACCACCCCGCCGCCGCAGGCGCGCAACCUGCCCCUUGUCGGGGCCACGAUGAGCACCACCAUACCUAGCGGCACGGACUCGGAAGCCACGCCAGGCGAGCUCGACGCGUUCGCGCAGAACUUCUUCGGCUUCGACUCGAUGGCGGCGCUCUGGCAAUUUAACUGGUGCCCCUGGCAACCUGCUCUCGAAGACGCAUUCGCAUACGUGGUCGCGACGUGGGAAGCCGAGUCACAAGCCGAGUUCCACUCGUGGUGCCUCAGUUGGCUACCAGACGCCGCCCUCCCCUUUCAUUGGGCGGAAUAUCUCGGUGUGUCGUUCACGCCGUGGGACUCGGUCUGGGACGUCUUCACCUCGUGGUUCUACUCCUCCUCGCCCAGCGACAAUGAUAUUAGCGGUGAGAUGGUCGCGCUCGACCACGCGGGUGACCCCGUAGUGGGCUACGUCGUGGCCGUGAACCCCGAUCGUCAAACGUGCGUCGUCCUUUUCGGAGAUACUUCUGUGGGACGCGACGUGUCGGUGUGCAGCCUCAUCGUAUUGCCGACUGUCGCGUCGGAGCCGGUCGCCGACGCCGCCGCGCUUGGAUCUUCCGAGGAUCUCGAGACGACGCGGCGCUACCAGACGGUCGGAGAAACUUCUGUGGGACACGACGUGCCGUCGACCGGCCUCGUCGCGAAGCCGACUGCCGGCGCGUCGGGGCCGGCCGCCGACCGCGACGCGCCUGGAUCUGCCGGAGAUCCCAAGGAGACGCGCGGCGGCUGGACGCCUUGGAUUUUUCGGGACGCGCCUUACCUGUUCUCGCGCGUGCGGCGCCUCAUCGUAGAUCCGGAGACGGGCGAACCGACCCGCGUUGUAGCCCACGGGCACGUUGAGGCCUACUUGCCGGCUUCUACGUCGAACUUCUAUGAUGACGACGGCAAGCCGGCGGCGCUGUGGCGCGUACGCUUCACGUCGAGCCCGAUUAAGGGCGACUCAGAAGAUCUGGAGCUGCAUGAAGUAGAAGAAGCCCUCGUUACGCCGCAGAGCGUGAGCGCCGAUACGGAAUUUAUCGUCCGCGCCGUGCGGCGCUUGGACCUGAACGACGAGGGCGCGGACGGCCGGGUCGGCGCCGUCGCUUCGCCGAACCUGGGCGAGGACGACGACCGCCUACGCGACGGCCACGACGCUGCUUUACAGGACACUUACACCGGCGCCGGCCACGGCCGCGCCCACGCUGGCGCCGCCGGCGCGGCGACGUCAUCUCCGGGCGCAACCGACGCCGCGGCUUCAAACCUCCACCGCGCCGCCGCCGCCGCCGCGGGCACGGGUGCCUCGGACGCCAUCGACGCCGACGCGGGCACGUGCGACGCCGACGCGUUCUGGUUCGCCAGAGCGAUGGAGCCGGACGUCGACUGGUCCAGCUCCGCGUCUCUGCGCGCAUUUGUUCUCAAGCAUGACGUUUGGCCCUGCAUGGGCCACCCGCUGCGAGAGCCCAUGCUCGAGGCCAUCGCGGCGCUCGAGGGCGUCAACCCCGACAUCACCUUCAGCGAUUCGGCCGCGCUCGUGCCGACCGUGGGCGCCGCCGAGGGCGUCGGCGUCACCGCGGCGAUCGGCACCGCCGCGCGCUCGUGCUUGGAUCUGGCGUACGGCGCGGCUUCCUGCUGCGCAUCCGCGGCCUUCAGCUGCUGCUCCGCGGCUGUCAGCUACGUGUCCGACGCUUGUACGUGUUUCUUCGGCGUCUUGCCGAACGGCGCCGCGAAGACCGCAGUCGACGCGACACCUUCAGCCGACGGCGCCGCCGCGUCCGAGACGUCUUAUCCUGGCGACGGCGGCGCGACCGCGGAGCCCGGCGCCGCUGUGACCGAGGCCGGCGGCGUCGACGGGCACCAACCGUUCCAGCCGCCCGAGGGCGAGGGCGACGAGUAUUGCGAGACCCCGACGAAAGAACCUGCGGCGGCGGCGACGGAAGAACCUGCGGCGGCGAACGUCGCGACCGGCGACGUCGCGGAAGGUCGUGAUCGGGCUCAAGCUGAAACUGAGGCCAUCGCGGGCCUGACUACUCUGUCUUGCGGCGACGGCGCGCCCGCGAUGCCCCACGAUGGGUUUGUGUUUCAAACCGUCACGGAGCGCCCGCGACGGCCACGCCAGUCGCUCGCUCUCCCCGCGCCGCUGCCGCCCGUCGACGGCGCCGACGAGCUCCAGACGUCGUUCACGGCGUCGGACGACUGCGCCGACGAGCUCCAGUGUCCGGUCCUAGGUCAGUGCGUCGAGGUCUUGUGGGACCCCGACGGCAAGUACUACCGCUGCAAGUUCACGGCGUUCGACGGCAAGGACGUCACGAUCCUCUAUGACAAUGGCGACGAGGAGACCGUCGCGCUCGCCGGCCUCGUGUACAACCCCCUCGAUUCCCAGGCCGAUGUCGACGGCGCCGCGUCGCCUUCUUCGGAAGAGUCCCAGGCGCUCGAGCGGUUCAGACUCCUCACGAAGGACGAAAAGUACGGACCGAAGAACCGCAAAGAGGUGGAAGAGCUCGCGAAGAUCCAGCAGAAACUUGAAUCGUUCCUCAACGACGAGAACUAUCUCUUAGAUGAUCUGGACGGCUUCAAACUCGGGCUGUUAUUCACGGGCGGCCGCUAUAAGGUGCGGUGCGUCCCGCCGGAGGGCGGCGGCGCGUUGGAAACUUAUAAGGCAAUUGUCGAGCGUCUGAGAGAUGGUCCAAAGGUAAAGUCGUCGAAAGGUGUGGCCUUGUCGAAGCGCCCGGCCAGAUUAGCUCAUGUCCUCGAGGAGGCCGGAAUGGACCCCGACACGGAGGUGACCAAGGAUAACGCGGAGGAGAUCCUCGCCGCGUUCGUCGAGGCGACGGGAGGGCCCCGCUUCGAGCACGAAGGCGAUGAUCUGUACCUUUUUGUGUCGCGUUGUGGCUAUUUAACAAUUCGUACGCCAUUGCGCCCGUUGGCCUCCGCAAAAACCGAUGAUGAUCUGGCUUAUAGCUCCGGUCUGACGUGGUCCGAGUAUUUUAGAGAAGCCAGGAGGAGAAGCGGCGAUGCGCGGGUAGCCGCGGGCAAGCCGCGGUGGCCCCCCAGCGACAGCUGCGGCAAAGCUACAGAGGCCAUCAAGUCCGACUUCGCGUGCGACCUAAAGGGAAUGUGCGUCGCGGGCAUGAAAGAGCAAGCCUAUGAUCGCCUGAUGUCCUACCGAGGCACGGAGCCGAAGCCGCUCGACCAGCUCUCCGACCGCGGGCCCGAGGGAGCGAUCAAAUUCAUCUGCAGGGCCGUUAUUGAUGGCGACACGAUUGGGGCGAGCGACGCCGAAGGCCGAACCAGUGGCGGCCACUCCUACUACCACACGAUGGCCGUCCUCGCGAGGCGUGCGAGUGACGUCGAACCGAAGCUCAUAGUGAGGCUUUCGUCCGCCGACCUUCCGAGCGUCUGGUGCGAGGAAACCGAGCGCAUGCAGCCUCAGGAGCUCGCCGUCGCGAAGGCGGGCGAGCUCGACGACGCCUUCUGCGACGUCGAAGCGGAGCUAGGUGCUGGAGGAGCCCUCGUUGCUUGGGGCGGCGGCGACCGGCGGUACCUCACGGAGCACAUGUUGGGGCGCGACGAAGACGUCGUCAUCGUCGAUGCCAUGUAUGCCGUGCGCUGCAUGCUCGGGAUGACUGGCCGCGGCGAGUUCCCCACUACUCACGGGCUCGCCCUCGCCGGCGCCACCGAUGCCUUCUCGACCAGCAUUAAAUUUCUCGGCGAGAUAUUGUGCCCGGCGGAGGGCCCCUUCGGCCACAUCAACCGGGACGGCUUGCGGCACCACGACCCCGAGUACGACGCGGGCGUAGCCCUGGAGGCGACAAUUGAGUGCGCUCGAGCGUACGUGCGGCGGUUGAAUGGCGAGGCCUCGUGUGGCCCGUGGCCGCCGGUAGCCCCAUUCACGCGCGACCCGGACAGCGCGUACUCGCGGAGGCUCACUCGCGAGCGCGAGGACAGAGCACUUGUGCGCGCGGCCACGGCUGCUGCUGGCGCCGGCGCCCCGGCCGCGCCGUUGACGAAGGACGAGGUCGAGAGCCCGUCGUUCACCGUCGCGAAGCUGAGAGCGGCGCUCGCGGCCCGCGACCUGCCGACGGACGGCCUGAUGGCCGAACUCCGGGCGCGGCUCCUGGAAGCCCUCGAAGAGGACGAGGUGAGUUGCAGCGUCCAAACUUCGCGCAGCGCCUCCAACCCAUCGACGCCGUAGGUGGCCGAGGGCGACGCUGCGCCCGCCGCGGCGCCCGCCGCGGCUACAGUGGCCGAGGGCGACGCUGCGCCCGCCGCGGCGCCCGCCGCGGCGUCCGCCGCGGCGCCCGGCCAGGAGGUCGCCGAGGCCGCGGCCGAUCUCGUCGUGGCCGGCCACAACGAGGAGGUGAGUCGCCGGCGUCCAAAACUUUGCCUCGACCUCCACCCAUCGACGCCGUAGGUGUCCGAGGACGACGUCGAGAACUUCGAGCCCUACGAGUCCGAGUCGGACGACAGCACGGAGGAGGAGGUCGGCCAAGGCAUCGUCGGCGACCGCGUCGAGGUCGUGUGGGACGGCGACGGCAAGUACUACCCCGGCGUGAUCACGGCGUGCGACGGCGAGGAGGCCACGAUCCUCUACGACAACGGCGAAGAGGAGACUGUCGCGCUCGCCGGCCUCGUGUUCAACUUCCUCUAG
This is a messenger RNA of Pelagomonas calceolata, 4837 nucleotides long. NCBI's taxonomy places the organism in Eukaryota, Pelagophyceae, Pelagomonadales, Pelagomonadaceae. The record is from the annotation of a GenBank genome assembly.